Molecule: messenger RNA, 1866 nt
Organism: Daphnia magna
Lineage: Eukaryota; Metazoa; Arthropoda; Branchiopoda; Diplostraca; Daphniidae
Product: sarcalumenin
Exons: 11
Coding region: 113-1516 (467 amino acids)
Molecular function (GO): GTPase activity
Source: RefSeq, a predicted model, not a curated record
ACAAAUAUUUGUGCGUGUAAGUUUUGUCAAGUUCUUUUGGGUUUAUGAUACAAAACUCUGCUGCCUCUUCUUUCAGUUCGCAACUCGAGAUACUAAAUCUCUAAUUCGUGAGAUGAACCCAGGUUUUUCAGAUCUUUUUGCUUGCUUGGCAGCUAGUUUUGUCAUGUCUGGAAGAGUCAAAUCACGGCAAGGUGGUUCCAGUGCAGUGUUAGAGCAGGCUACGCUUUCCAUAAAUGAAAGAAUUCUGAAAGAGUGCCACACACUCUACACAGACUCAGAUAAAGGCCUCGUACGCAUUGCUGAAGAAGUCGGUUUGAAUUUGCUUGCUCCUCGGAAAAAAAUCACCGUGAUACUUAUUGGCAACCAUUCUGCUGGGAAAUCAUCUUUCAUAAACUGGUACAUCGAAGAACAUGUUCAGCGCACAGGUGUGGCCAUUGAAACGCAAGGAUUUACCUUCGUUACGAGCGGACGCAAGCGGGAAUCACUAACAGGCAAUGCCACUCUGCAUUUAUAUCCCCAUUUCAAGCCGCUGCAAGAAAUUCCUGGUGUGGUGGAUUAUCUCAAUACCGAAAUUUCGACUUCGAAGCAGAAGAAAUUUAGUUUGGUGACGUUCGUUGAUACGCCCGGCCUUGUCGAUGGUGAUAUGAAAUAUCCGUUUGAUGUCAACGAAUCAAUCGAAUGGCUUGGCGAACUAGCAGAUUUGAUAUUUGUUUUCUUUGACCCGAUUGGUCAAGCGUUGUGCAAGAGAACCCUCAAUCUCGUGGAACAGUUAAACAUCCGUCAUCCAGAACGCCUUCGGUUUUAUCUCUCCAAAGCGGAUGAAGCUGGAACGGAAUCCGAUAGGCAGAGAGUCAUGAUGCAGAUCGUUCAGGAGUUAUGCAAACGACCCGGUCUUAAUAAAACAGGCUUCGACAUGCCCACCAUCUAUAUUCCUAACCCAAACAAGCUUGUCCGCUGCGUGAACCAAAUUGAGGACGUGUGUAAAGAUAUUGAAAAAACCAUCAACCAGACAAUCCAGAACACGCUCAAUACGCUCGAGAAAGAUUGCGAAAAAAUUGCUCAAAUUGUCGACAAGCAGAUUGAAGAUGAUAACAAUGCUAAAUCGUACAAUUUGAGGGCCUCUGGAAAAGGGAUUAUGUUCAUGUUGCUGGGCCUCAUCAUACCGCUAAUGCUCAUCAUCAACUUUAUGGUUUCUAACGCGUCACGCGAGUUGCUUGUCUCUUUGCUUGGAGAAAAUGGCGCUGAUAUGCUUCGUUUCUACCUGUCGCCGAUUCGUCAGUUUUGGGAUCUUGUUCCUGAAGAAUCACAUCUUACAACCCUAAUGGUGCUCAUUGGCUUGUCAGUGGUGCUACUUGGAUUGGCUCGCUGGUCAACUCGUCUGAAGCCGACACUUUCACGCAGUCAGAAACGGCGCCUAGCUGAUCACCGUGAAUUUGUACAAACGGUUGUCAAAGCCAAAAAGAAGACUCUUUAUCAAGACUACCUUCAACAAAGUGUAGCAGAGCAUGACCUUUGAAUUUCGUCAUCGAUAUUAUUGUUAACCAUAACCGUGGUUGAACAGCUCAUCACUAGACUUUGUACUCAUCAACCCUCUAUGACAGUCUGUGCCUUCCAAAAAUUUUCGUGAUCAAAGGCACACCUUGCAUAAUAUGCGUCGUGAUUUCCUUCACUCCUCUUUAGAUCUUGCAUUCCCCCGAAAAUUGUUUAUCCUAAAUUCUGCAUGCCGAUUUAUCCUGUUAGUAAAACAAAAAGGGCCCCGUAUAUUCCAUCAAAUCUUGUGAUGUUUAACCACCUAUUUUCUUCUGGGCAUUGCGAUCCCUCUAUAUCUUGCGUGAAAUACAAUUUAGUUGAUGCGGUGAGAACAAA